CAUUUGGAAGACAGGAUAAAUAAUGCUUGUAAUCUUACUGUGUGAAUAAAUGAGUGUUAUACCAAGUCUGAAUCAAGAGUGAUUAUUCCUCCCCCGUAACUGGGGUAUGUGCUCGCUACAGUUGGCGUAGUCGGCAGGAUUUUGGGCUUAAGGCCUCCUUGACCACUGAGCACUGAGGAAUGUAAAAUAAGUAAUACAAAAGAAUUGGCUAUUACUCUGGUGGAGUAACAAAUUACAGGAAACCAAAUAAACCAGCAAGCGACCUCAAAGCCGCUCUGAGAAAUCAACUCCUCGAAGUCAACUCUGAGGACCUAAUCUGAAGGUCCAAGGAGGAAGAACUGGUAGGAGAGAGAGUAUCAGAAGCAGACGGGAAACACCACCCUCCCUAAAGGUGCGGAGUACCGAAAGAAUACCGGACACCUUGAUGCCAACCCAGACCCCUGGGGAAGAGCGGAAGGUGCUGGGAAAGAGCUAAAUGAGGCGCUGGCUGGCCAAAAGGAUAGAAAGGAUUGCGGAUUUAAAAUUUGAAAAAUUGAUAACUGAUUCCUUAAAUCAGUCUAAACGAAUUAGUGACUGGGAGUGGUACCGUAGGAAAAAAUUAAUUAAAUUUUUGUACGGCUUGGUAUACCACUUACAAUGAAUAGAUUAAUUAAGAAAUUUAAGAAGACUAACAUCUCCCCGGUGACAGGUAGAGAAUAUCAAGAUGAGGUUGAAGAACAGUGGGGGAAAGUAGCCUCCAAGGUUAAAAAUAAGGCCGGCAUGAAAUCAGUAAAUGUGACUAACACAUUAACAAAUCCGGAUGUGGUAGAACAAGAAUUAGAGGGAUGUAGCAAGGCACAAACUACCGCACUGCUUAUGAAAACGGUGCAGGAUAUUGAUAAGGACAGAUUAAUGGGCAAAAGGCUAGCCUUAAACAUAGUGAGGAAGGAACAGGAGCGUAGCGCUACUCCUGGAUGGAACGGACGUAACACCGUACCAUCAUUUCCUGUCUCUACCCAAAGUAAGAGAACUCCUAUUAGAAGUACUAUAUCAGCUCUGAACCCCUUCAGCACUGGAGGAGGUAGUAAUCAUCCCAAAUUUGAAAUGGGAACGAAGUUUGAGGAAAUCAGGCCAUAUACUCCUCAGGAGAUCUCAGAAUUACGGAAAGAUUAUGCCCAAAAUGGACAGAAAGAUGCAGAAUAUAUGUGCCGACUGUGGGAAAAGGGAGCUGACACAGUCAUGUUAACUGAUCUAGAAAUGAGAAAGAUCAGAAACAUAGUAGAGAACCCCUCAGUAUCGGAAGCUCUAGAGCAUGUAAUUGAGACAUCAAAAGGCGAUACACAUCCACUAUUAGAUUGGAUUACUGCAGCUUGGAGAUUUGCAUUUCCAACACUAGACCUCACUCAAUUUGAAUCAGCAGCACAGUGGACAACAUACGCACAAGCCAUAAAACAAUGUAGAAAAUUAGGUAUAUUAUAUUUCAUAUACAACCAGGUACCCACACCUCAAGCCGCACCUUUUACACCACAAUUUAAAAAAAUCAUUAUUAAAGGAGCUCCAGCACACCUUAAAAUGAGCCUAGCUGGACCCCUGCAAGCAUGUCAAACCAUCUCAGAUGCCAUGGAAUUCUUUAAAUCUUACAGGGAAAUGGACAUAGACAAGGUAGUAUCAUUUAAUGUUAAUAAGAAACAGGACAAGAAGAAAGUUACACCACGGUUUUCAAACAUAAGACCAUUUGGAAAACCUAAUCAAAUGCCCAUAAGACAGAAUGCAAACAAACCAUGGAAUCCGAUUAGAAGGUUGACAGGAAGGAAAAAUAUCCCAUGGAGAGAGACACAGAGUAACCCAUGGAGACAGACAUACCAACCAAAACUUUUUUUAGGCAAUCGAAAUUUCAAACCAAAUUUCAGACCAAAAUUUUUCAAUCAGAACAACCACAGGCCCCCAAGAACAGGACCCCCCAGACGCUACAUACCAAGACGGACCUGAUCAACCCGGCUGGUAGACCAUUCGUAGCUAUACCUAUAAUAACUAACAAAGGGCCGAGAAUAGUAAAAUGGCUAAUAGAUACAGGUUCUGAAAUUAGUAUAAUAACGGAAUUUACAGAACAUUUUAAAACUGACAAAAGGGUUAUAAUACAGGGAAUAGCAGCAGAAACAGAAGUACCAGUAAUAAAAUUAAGACUCAAAUUAUAUAAUAAGGAAUAUGAGAUUGAAGCAGCUAGCUUCAAUGCACCCUGUAAUAUCCUAGGCAUUAAAGAAAUAAGAAAAUUAUUCCCAGACUUUCUAAAUAAUAAGAGAAUAGCUAAGGUCAGAUGUAAUCUAGCAGAAGUAAAAAUACAACCUAUUAAAUUACCACACACACCCCCGACCUUCACGGCACAAUACCCUAUCAAAGGAGGUAUUAAGGAAAUAACAGAGACUAUACAAACUUUGCUAAAAGAAGGCAUUAUAGAGAAAUCUCAAUCAUUUAAUUAUAACAGCCCGGUAUGGCCGGUGUUGAAACCUAAUGGCAAAUGGAGAUUUACAGUUGACUUCAGGAGAAUAAAUGAAAAAACACCCAAACUUCCAGGACAACUUCCUGAUGUGGAAGACAUCUUUCUUAGAAUUAAAAAUUCAGCUCCAAAGGCAAUGGCAACUAUAGACUUAAGUGAUAUGUUCUUUGGAAUCCCAUUACACCCAACAUCUAGGGAACUUACUACAUUUACAUGGCAAGGACAGCAAUAUCAAUUCUUGAGACUCCCUCAAGGGUAUUUGAACAGUCCUAUUAUUGCACACAACACCUUAACAACUACAUUAAAGAACUUCGAACCAGAAUCAGAAUGUAACAUAUAUACCUAUGUAGAUGAUAUAAUGAUAGUAGGACAAGCCAUUGAAAAAGUACAAAGUACAUUAGAGAAACUAAUUCAACAUUUAAGAAAUGAAGGAUGGACUAUAAACCUAGAAAAAGUAAAUAAAGCAGGAACAGAAGUAAAAUUUUUAGGGGUACAUUGGACUACAGAAGGACCAACAAUACCUGAAACAGUAAUAGAUAAAUUAAAACAAAUUAAGCGACCCCAGAAUAAAACUGAGGUACAACAUCUAAUUGGCCUAUUUGCAUAUUGGAGGCAACAUAUCCCAUACCUACAGAUCAUAUUACAGCCUUUAUAUAAAAUAACAAAGAAAGCACAGGAUUUUGAAUGGGACCAAAACUGUGAAAAUGCCAUUAAACUGGUACUGGAAUAUAUAAACCAGUACAGCCACCUAUAUUAUAUACAGCCCGGUGACCACGUAUUUGUGGACAUCUUGUAUAUGCAGGGCUAUGGUAAUUGGAAUAUAUUUUCAAGAAAUAAAAACAGGGAAACACCAAUAGGCUUCUACUGCAAGAAAUUCCCAUGGUCAGAGAACAAAUAUUCGCUGUUCGAAAGAACCAUAUGGACAGCCUAUGAGGCAUUCAGGACAAUCCACUCACUGCUCAAAGAGAACCAUGUGACUCUCCGGUCACAUAUACCCAUUUUGGACUGGGUAAAGGCACCAGGAGAGGCAUGGGCUGGACUACCCAUGGAAGGAAAGGUACUUCAAUGGAAAUGGUACCUUCAGGAGUUCCUUCGAUCAACACCUCUGUCAGCAAAGGGGUCGGUACCAGCGGUAUCGGAGUCGAUACUUCAGUCCGACAGGCCCAUGACUCCAGAGGGAUACAUUUUCCCAACCUCAACCCCUCCCCAGAAACAGGUACCAAUGGGCCAUUGGGGGACUAGAGAGUACGAUCCCUCCCUGGUUAAUGCCUGGUUCACUGAUGGAUCAGCAACUACGGUGAACAACAAAGUGAGAUGGAAAGCAGCCGCCUAUAGACCUGGGGAUGGAAUGGUCAUUACAGACCAGGGCACUGAUAAAUCAGCCCAACAUGCAGAAGUUAUAGCCGCACUAUUGGCGAUAAGACAAACUAUAAAGGACAAUUAUAAACAAAUUUAUUUAUACACCGAUUCAUGGUGUGUGGCAAAUGGCAUAGCAGUAUGGUCAGGUAAAUGGAGAAAUAAUGGAUGGAAAAUUAAUGGUAAAGACAUAUGGUCAAAGGCAGCAUGGCAGGAAUUGGAUGCAGCAAGCAGACUAAUCAAAAUCAUAGUAUACCAUGUUGAUGCACAUACCAAGAAACAGGAUGAGACAAGUAAAAACAAUGAAGUAGUAGACAAACUAGCUUCAGCAUUAAGUAUAAAAUUAAAAGGUACAUGGAAGGCAAACAUUGAUCCAGAAACAGGAAAAGGUAAAAUACAGAGAGAAUGGAUACAGGUAAGACCAUCAACUAAGGACAUACCUAUAAGUACAGAAGAGAUACUGAAAAUCCAUGAGCAGUUAGGACAUAUAGGUACACAUGCACUAAAAAGUUGGUUCGAUAAAAGAAAUCUUAAGAUAACAUGGCAGACAAUAAGGAAAGCAAUCAAUAGUUGCAACAAUUGCCCAAAGGCUAUGACAAGAUUAACACACAAUUACCAAGGGAUAAUAGGACACCGAAUGGAUUUUAAUAGAAUCCUACAAAUAGACUUCAUAGGACCAUUAAACAGCUUCAAGGGAAAAUAUUGCUGUACCCUAGUAGACAUAACGACAGGUCUCGGGAUGGCCCGAGAAAGCACACACCCAGAUCAAAACACGACGAUACUUACAGUCUGGGGAUGGUGUGCAGCAUAUGGGACACCAGAUAUAAUACAAUCAGACCAAGGAACUCAUUUCACAGGAGCCAAAACACAAAGAAUGGCUAGAAACUUAAACAUUCAAUGGGACUUCCAUAGAGCCUAUACACCGACAGCAGCCGGAGCAAUAGAAAGAUGGAACGGAAUGAUUAAAAAACAGCUAGAGAUGCAUAAGGGAAUGCCACUGUCAUUAGCAAUAAAAAUAGCAACUUAUGAAUUGAACACCAGACCCAGAAUAAAUAGGAAGUCACCAAUAGAAGAAGCUAUACAAAAACAACAUACAAUAGAUUAUCCUACAGUUAUAGAUAGAGAAGUAAUAAGGAAUCCUAAUUGCCUUUACAGGAACCGGAAGAAUAACAAAUUAUCCCCAGCAGAAAUAAUAGCACCAGGAACAGGAAACAACGUGUGGAUAACUCAAGAUGUCUUACAGGAAUCAAGUAACAGGAAACCCACUUUGGAAUCCGUCAGGCAGACGCUUCGAUUUACUUAGUAAAAAUGGAAUGAGUAAUUUACUAUAUACCACAUACCAAAAAUAUAUGGAACCAUUGUCUGAUAUUUUCUAUAGAAUAGGUAUAUUAUCUAUGGCAGGAACGAUACAGGGAUGCAAAUACUGCACCCAUAAAUAUGCAAUGUUCUACCUAUCAGAACCAGGUGAGGUAGACAACCUCCCAAUGCUCUUGAUGCACUUAACGUUCCACUUGACAAUAGAAAGAGGUAUACAUGAUAUGAGAUUAAUUGGAGAUGGAUACAUGAGAUAUUAUGGAACCAUGCAAUCUAGUAUAUAUAGGGUGAAUGGAAUGUAUAAAAUACACAGAAAUAACAUGGAUGCAGCCCUACAUAUAAGCGCCGCUUUAGCUGCAGCAUAUGUGGGCCGUGGUAAUCACAGACUAUAUGAAACAUAUAGAACAUGGCUAAAACAUAAUCCUGAUGAAGCAAUAAUAAGCAUUGAUAAAGAUUUCCUGAAUGACCCACAGUGGGAAACAGGAGAACCAAUGUAUUUACAAAGCAUAUGUACUAGAAUAUUGUGUAGAGAUUUUGUUAUAGAUGUGUUAAAAGAAUUUGCAGCUUAUAGCACUUGGUUGAAGUUAUAUAAUGCAUAUAUAGAGAAAAAACAUAAAAAUAAACCACCUAGAAUGAGAAGGAUAAGAAUGCUAGGAUUAACAAAUUAGGAUAAUGUAUUGUAAAUUCCCAGGCUGCGACCUCAUGUGAUGCCUUUUAUGCUGAAGACAUUUCAGGCAUCAGGGGAUGGAAUGUAAGGAACACAUGUAAGGCCUAGGGUGAACAACCCUGGUCAGGAGUGAUAAGCAAUAGAAUGAUGUAAGUAAACCACAAAUGGAGUAGUGAUAAGCUAUAGACUAUGUGUGAAAGUAGGGAUAAGACUAGAAACCUAGCCAGGAAAGAAUAUAAAAGAUGAAGCCUCAGACCCGACCAACAGAGCUCGUCAGGCCCUCGCGCGAGACGACUCUCCUCUGCCAGAGACGUGAGAUCCUGUGCCCAGUGCAGACGUGGCUGACCUGAGGAAGGCUGACCCAAGAUCCAGAGGAACAGACGUGGCGAGUCCGGACCUGUAUACCUGGAGAGGUACUCCUGCUUCCAUUUGGAAGACAGGAUAAAUAAUGCUUGUAAUCUUACUGUGUGAAUAAAUGAGUGUUAUACCAA
Molecule: messenger RNA, 6301 nt
Organism: Peromyscus eremicus (cactus mouse)
Lineage: Eukaryota; Metazoa; Chordata; Mammalia; Rodentia; Cricetidae
Exons: 2
Coding region: 637-1968 (443 amino acids)
Source: RefSeq, a predicted model, not a curated record